ACAUUGAUGUACACAACUGUAUACAACUUUUGUGUUUGGUUGAAGUUGCAUGGAGCGUGUAAAAUACUUUAAUUAGCCAGAAUAAUAACGAAACAAAUAAUCAAUGGUUCAGUAUAUUGCGAUAUAGCUUUUUCUGAAUAUUUUCAUUAUACAAUCACGAACAUUUCCACAAUGAGCCAGGAUAAUCAAAGUAACAACGAACAACCUCCAAUAAAGAGAUACAGAAGGGAAGAGGAAGAAGACAGUCCUUUGGAUACGGAUGACGAUUAUGAACCAUAUGUACCUGCCAAGCAUCGUAAAAGGCAAUUGCUCACAAAACUGGGUAAGAUUGGACAGUUAAAGGAGGAAACUAACAAUGGCAUUGGCAAGAGCAGUAGUGAGAAUGAAAAAGAUGAUGCUGAUAAUGAUGACGGACAAGUUUGGGGGAGGAAAUCUAAUAUUUCUCUUCUCGAUCAACACACCGAAUUGAAGAAAUUAGCUGAAGCUAAAAAGGAAAGUGCUAUGGAGAAACAGUUGAAGGAGGAAGAAAAAAUUCUGGAAAGCGUGGCUGAGAAUAAAGCUUUGAUGGGCGUCGCUGAAUUAGCCAAAGGUAUUCAAUACAAAGAUCCUAUCAAAACUAAUUGGCAACCACCAAGAGUGAUACUCAAUCUCGGCGAGGUGCGUCAUGAGAGAGUACGUAGGAAGCUCAGGAUACUUGUGGAGGGUGACGAAGUACCACCACCCUUAAAAACCUUCAAGGAAAUGAAAUUUCACAAAGCGAUCUUGUAUGGACUGGAACAGAAGGGUAUCACCAAGCCAACUCCAAUUCAAGUCCAAGGAAUACCCACAGUAUUAUCUGGGCGCGAUAUGAUUGGUAUAGCUUCUACCGGUAGUGGUAAAACGUUGGUGUUUGUUUUACCUAUCAUUGAAUUUUGUCUGGAACAAGAAAUCGAUAUGCCAUUCAUUAAAAAGGAGGGGCCUUAUGGUUUGAUAAUAUGUCCCUCAAGAGAAUUGGCUAAGCAAACCUACGACAUAAUUCGACACUACACUAAUAGCUUAAGACAAACGGAGUGCCCGGAAAUACGCUGUUGCUUGGCGAUCGGAGGUGUGUCUGUUUCGGAGUCGUUAGCUAUAAUCAACAAAGGAGUACAUAUAAUGGUAGCAACUCCGGGACGAUUAAUGGACAUGCUACAUAAAAAGAUGGUCACUUUAAGUGUAUGUCGUUAUCUUUGCAUGGACGAGGCAGAUCGCAUGAUAGAUAUGGGAUUCGAGGAAGAUGUGCGAACAAUAUUCUCAUUUUUCAGAGGUCAGAGGCAGACGCUUCUAUUCUCUGCUACUAUGCCGAAAAGAAUUCAAAACUUUGCGCGUUCAGCACUGGUGAAACCUAUAACGAUAAACGUUGGCCGAGCCGGAGCCGCAUCAAUGAAUGUAAUACAGGAAGUAGAGUAUGUUAAGCAAGAGGCUAAGAUCGUUUAUCUUCUGGAAUGUCUUCAAAAGACUGCACCACCAGUCUUAAUAUUCGCAGAAAAAAAGCGCGAUGUAGAUGCUAUUCACGAGUAUCUGCUUAUAAAAGGAGUGGAGGCUGUUGCAAUACAUGGAGGAAUAGAUCAAGAGGAAAGAUCACGUUCGGUGGAAGCGUUUCGCGCGGGUCGAAAAGAUGUGCUUGUUGCUACAGAUGUUGCUUCGAAAGGUCUCGAUUUUGCCGACGUACAACACGUUAUUAAUUAUGACAUGCCAGAUGACGUAGAAAAUUACGUGCACAGGAUAGGACGAACUGGUCGUUCUGGACGUACUGGUAUAGCGACGACUUUUAUUAAUAAAGCGAAUGAUGAAUCAGUACUGCUCGAUCUUAAACAUCUGCUAAUGGAAGCAAAGCAAAAGGUGCCACCGUUCUUGCUAGAACUUUGUUCGGAAAAUGAAAAAUAUCUUAAUUUGGGAGACGAACGCGGCUGCAGUUACUGUGGUGGACUCGGACACAGAAUCACAGAGUGUCCGAAAUUGGAAGCUGUGCAGAAUAAACAGGCGUCCAAUAUUGGACGUCGCGAUUAUUUGGCCAGUAAUGCCGCUGAUUAUUAAGGGAUGCAUUUUUAACAAAAUUGUAUUUAUUAUAAAUAUGUAUAUAUGAAAAUUUAUUUCUAUUAAUACUAUUUAAGUAGUAAGUAAAAAAAGAAAAUAAAUAUUUAAACUAAA
This is a messenger RNA of Monomorium pharaonis (pharaoh ant), 2169 nucleotides long. RefSeq names its product ATP-dependent RNA helicase abstrakt (gene abs). The transcript is spliced from 10 exons. Gene Ontology annotation, cellular component: spliceosomal complex. The record is from RefSeq and is a predicted model, not a curated record. The coding region runs from base 172 to 2055 and encodes 627 amino acids. Lineage: Eukaryota; Metazoa; Arthropoda; Insecta; Hymenoptera; Formicidae. Gene Ontology annotation, biological process: mRNA splicing, via spliceosome. Gene Ontology annotation, molecular function: RNA binding; RNA helicase activity; zinc ion binding.